Danaus chrysippus (African queen) is the source of this 2967-nucleotide messenger RNA. The record is from the annotation of a GenBank genome assembly. Lineage: Eukaryota; Metazoa; Arthropoda; Insecta; Lepidoptera; Nymphalidae.
AUGGCGUUAAAAAAAGUUAAGGGUAACUUCGAAAGAAUGUUUGACAAAAAUCUUACGGAUUUAGUUCGUGGGAUAAGAAAUAACAAAGAUAACGAGGCAAAAUAUAUAGCACAAUGUAUGGAGGAAAUUAAAGUUGAAUUGCGGCAAGAUAAUAUCGGGGUGAAAGCUAACGCUGUCGCCAAACUAACAUAUCUUCAAAUGUUGGGAUAUGACAUAUCCUGGGCUAUAUUUAAUAUAAUCGAAGUUAUGAGUUCAACUAAGUUUACAUAUAAACGUAUCGGAUAUUUAGCCGCUAGUCAGUCAUUCCAUGCAGACUCCGAACUGCUUAUGCUCACCACUAAUAUGAUAAGGAAAGAUCUGAAUGCUCAAAACCAGUAUGAAGCAGGCCUCGCACUCAGCGGUCUCAGUUGUUUCAUAUCUCAUGAUCUGGCCAGAGACUUAGCUAAUGAUAUCAUGACAUUGAUGAGUUCUACGAAGCCCUAUCUCAGAAUGAAGGCGGUGUUGAUGAUGUACAAAGUAUUCUUAAGAUAUCCCGAAGCUUUAAGACCAGCGUUUCCUAAGUUAAAAGAGAAACUAGAAGAUCCAGAUCCCGGUGUACAGUCGGCUGCUGUGAAUGUUGUGUGUGAAUUGGCUCGGAAGAAUCCCAAGAAUUAUCUGUCACUGGCUCCUGUCUUCUUUAAGCUAAUGACCACUUCCACUAACAAUUGGAUGUUGAUAAAGAUAAUUAAACUGUUUGGUUUAAUGACUCAGUAUGAACCAGAUAUCGGAAGAAAAAUAACUCAAAGCCUCAUAGACCUAAUUUGCAGCACGUCAGCCAUGUCACUGCUGUACGAGUGCAUCAACACUGUGAUAGCUGUUCUCAUCAGCAUCAGCAGCGGCAUGCCGGGCCAUGCGGCGUCAGUACAGCUCUGUGUACAGAAACUACGGAUACUUAUAGAGGACAGCGAUCAGAAUUUGAAGUAUCUGGGUCUGCUGGCCAUGUCUCGGAUACUCAAAUCUCAUCCGAAGUCAGUUCAAGCUCAUAAGGACCUCGUUCUGGCCUGCUUGGAUGAUAAGGACGAAUCUAUAAGACUAAGAGCUCUUGGCUUGCUGUAUGGAAUGGUGUCGAAGAAGAACUUGAUAGAAAUAGUGAAGAAACUGAUGGUACACAUGGAGCGAGCUGAGGGUACGCUGUACAGGGACGAGCUGCUGACAAGGAUGAUAGAGAUCUGCUCACAGAACAACUACCAGCACGUGGUGCACUUCGAGUGGUACAUCACGGUGCUGACGGAACUCACUGAGAUGGAGACGAGUGCUAAACACGGGUGUAUGAUAGCGGGUCAGUUAUUGGAGGUUGGAGCGCGAGUGUCAGAGACCCGAGCCUUCGCAGCCCGCGAGUGUUCGUCGUUGGUAACUCGUACCGCGGCCGCGCAGCACGCUCCUCGCGCCGCAUCUAGAGAGGUGUUAUACGCCGCUGCCUAUGUACUCAGCGAAUACUGCACCGAGGAGCCGGUGAUGCGUUCGUCCCUGUCCCCGCUGCUGGUGUGCGCGGGACUCAACUCGGGUCCUUCAAGCGGCCACAUGCGGGCCCGCGCCGUCUGUGUACACGCAGCCCUCAAACUGACAGCCAGACUACUCGUGAUGUAUGAGAGCAGAGGCGACCGGAACGCAGCCCUAUCGGUUAUCCAUGAAACGUUGGCUGGCAUGCAGCCGUUACUGAGCAGCGAGGAUAUGGAGGUACAGGAGCGAGCCCACAACGCUACGGCUCUCCUGCGUAUAGUGUUGAGGAAGAUCAAUCCUACGGAUCCCGCGCUCGGUGGUGACGUCAUACAUAAUGACGUCACUGGCACCUUGGUUGAGCACGAGCCAGAACAGAGUAACGGUGUGGAUAAAAUUGGUGAUAGUGACAUGAAUGGUGGAGAAGACGAAGGUUUCAGCGGCGGCCUCAUAGCAGAGUUGGCUGGUUUGUUUGAGGGAGAGCUCAAGCCCGUAGCGCCUAAAGCACAGAAGAAAGUACCGAUGCCGCCGGAUUUGGACCUCAGUGAGUGGCAGUCUUCAUCACGGUGGUCUUCAGACAGCUCCGCCUCUGAGGCAGAGGAAGACGCUCUGUUCGUGACUCCUCAACCUGAACCAACACCCACAGAACCCGCACCUUCACUACAGAUGUUGCGCGAGGCUCGUCUGUUGGAGCAGGCUAACAACCCUCACUACUUGAAGGACGACGGUCGCUACCAGCAGGAGGACGACGACCCGCCCGUCGCUGAGAUCGCCUUGGACGUGCCGCUACAGAUAACCGUUAAGAGAUCUGAUAAGUACUUAAUGUCGAAAGAAAACUCGAAGAAGACGAAGAAAGAGAAGAGGCCGUCCAAGAAACGAAAGAACAAAGUGGAGAGGCAUUCUUCAGAAUCAGAGAGUGACGAAGUGUCAGUGUCCCGACCUACUGUGGCUGAGGGCGGUGAGUUACCGGAGGGUGCUGCGCCCUCGGACGACGAGCCUCCGCCCCGCGAUGACCCCCAUCGAGCGCUUGACCUUGACCUCGACAUGCCAUUACGCGAGGAAGAGUUGCUCAGCACACGAACACGGCCGUACCCGCUACCGGACAGUGGCUUACUUAUAAAGAAAACGGAAACCAAGAAAAACAAAUCAUCGGAAAAGAAAACCUCCGAAAAAUCUACCCACAAAAAGAAAUCCAAGAGCUCUAAACGGAACAAGGAAGCCGACCUCAUAUUACCGGAAACGGAAAAUAAGGUUGAGGAUAUACUGUUGAUUGAAACUGAAAACGGAUCUAAGAGUAAUGAGAUUGUUAAAAGUGAUAUUUAUGAUGACAAGCCAGAGAAAAUUAAGACUGAAAAGCAUAAAAAGUCAAAGAAAGACGCCAAGGAGAAAGAUUCAAAGAAAAAGAAGACGUCUAAAAAAGGAAAACAUGAAACUAAAUUAGGUUACGAAGAAGCAAUAGGUAUUUCAACGCCAAGCAAAGAAGUUGUAUAG